GCCUUUUGUAACUCAGAAGUUUAAAUUAUCCGCGAGCGUGCUAUGUCAAACUCAAAAAAACGAAGUUUUGUGUUGUCGAAUUCGUCAGUGAUACAAUUUGAUCGCUGUCAUUGUUCUAAAGGGCUUUAUGAAUGACAUUUAAGACUACGACUGUCUGACCGUGUCACUAUGCAACGGUAGAUCGACAUCAUUUAUAAGAUUGUUUUUCAUGUUAAAUGUGUUUCUGGACUAAACGAGUAUCUUUUAAACAUCAGUCAUUUUGCUCUCUUAGAUCACAGUGCACAGCGGUCAACACAAGAUCGAGAGAAUCUGUCCUAGUAAUGUUUCAGUCACAGAUUUCUGGUGGCAAGUGUAAAGGUCUUUUCUGCUACAUAACCAGGACAUACGUGGACUUCACUGAAUUUGACCUUUCAUUGCAUAUGUCGGUUUUGUGUCUGGCCCUGAAUAGUGUCUUUUCCGUGAUAUUACGGGAGUUUGUCCUUUGGCCCUGAUAGAUAGUAAUAAAAAAAAGUAGAAUGAAUCGUGCCAAGACUGCAGUACAUGUGGUUAAUUUAGGACGAAUAUCUUAUCGCCGUGCCUUGGAGGUACAGCAACAGUAUGUCAGGCGUCACCGGGAUUCGCCGAAUCAGCCUCCGAACACGUUGCUCUUGUGUGAACAUCAACCCGUCUACACAAUAGGCAUCAGACAAGCACCUUACCCCCCCGAAGAGGAAGAUAGACUGAAAGAUCUGGGUGCAGAAUUCUUUCGGACCAAUCGCGGGGGCCUCAUAACGUUUCACGGACCGGGUCAGUUAGUGUGUUAUCCCAUUCUGAACCUGGGCUGUUUUAAGAAGAGUGUGCGGUGGUAUGUGUGCGAACUUGAAAGAACAGUCAUUGGAAUGUGUGGCAAAUUUGGCAUCAAAGCCACUACAUCACCUGACACCGGUGUAUGGGUAGAGGAUAACAAGAUUUGUGCCAUUGGCAUCCAUUGUGGCAGAUAUAUCACCUCUCAUGGCUUGGCCCUGAAUUGCAACACAGACAUGGCUUGGUUUAAUCAUAUAGUUCCUUGUGGGAUUGUGGGUAAAGGUGUCACCUCACUCAGCAGAGAACUUGGUCGUGAUGUCACUAUUGAAGAAGCCACCCCAAAAUUACUGGAAGCUUUUAGCGAACGCUUCAGCUGCACUCUGACAGUUGACGGUAGUGCAGAUAAACAGAUACAUGUGAAAUAACGCAAUGAGACACACUUUAUUUUAAACGUAUUACAACAAAUACAGUCGUUGCUUUUAAGUAUUUUGCCUACUCUGUCAAUCAAAACAGCAGAAUGAUGCUGUAAAAAAAAGGCAUGCUGUCAGUUUAUGAAAAUGUCAUGAUAAAUUUCAAAUUCAGUCCAUCACGCAAGUCCUGUGGGCCUGGAUUCAACCACGUUGCUAAACACUUGUUGUUGGAGCCAUUUAUUUGAUCAUUUAUUAUAAUGCUUAAACGAAUAAAUUCUUUUGUAUUUCUGUUCUGUGAGUAUGUGGCCUCUACAGAUCAAAAGGUCUUUAAAUAGGAAAAGGAGGAGGCAGAGGGUGUGGCUGACUAGGUGCACACAGGUUUUGACCUUGUAGUUGCUGGCUUAU
Messenger RNA from Chanos chanos (milkfish), 1598 nucleotides. It is a transcript of the gene lipt2, whose product is annotated as lipoyl(octanoyl) transferase 2. The coding region runs from base 516 to 1208 and encodes 230 amino acids. Lineage: Eukaryota; Metazoa; Chordata; Actinopteri; Gonorynchiformes; Chanidae. Gene Ontology annotation, molecular function: lipoyl(octanoyl) transferase activity. The record is from RefSeq and is a predicted model, not a curated record. The transcript has 2 exons. Gene Ontology annotation, biological process: protein lipoylation.